Molecule: messenger RNA, 3894 nt
Organism: Athene cunicularia (burrowing owl)
Lineage: Eukaryota; Metazoa; Chordata; Aves; Strigiformes; Strigidae
Gene: FIBCD1
Product: fibrinogen C domain containing 1
Exons: 7
Coding region: 118-1425 (435 amino acids)
Source: RefSeq, a predicted model, not a curated record
UUAUUACUGGACCCCCCGAAUCCUGGGAGGGUUUGAACCCACCUCUCGGAUGAAGGGGAGCUGGGAUGGGUCUGUCUAGACGGGUCCCAAUGGCAUCCAUCUCUCUGUCCGCAGAGGAUGAGCUGCGGGUACAUCCUGUGCACUGUCCUGCUCUCGGUGGCCGUCCUCCUGGCAGUGACAGUCACGGGGGCCAUCCUCUUCAUGAACCACUACCACACACCCGUCACCGAGUCGCCCCCCGUCAUCAGCACCAACCCUGAGGAAGCCAACGCGCUGGUCACCAUCGAGAAAGCCGACAGCUCCCGCAUCAACAUCUUCAUCGACCCCAACUGCCCUGACACGGCGGGCACCUUCGGGCGCCUGGAGGGGCUGCAGACCUCCCUGCUGCGUGCCGUCACCGACCACGAUGCCGAGGCCAAGGCCACCAAGAGCCAGCAGAAGGCCCUGCUGGUCACGGUGGCGGACGAGGUGGCCAAGCUGCUGACACACGCCGUGCAGCUGCGCGCCGACUGCGACGGCCUCAAGAAGGGGCACAGCGCCAUGGGGCAGGAGCUCAGCGCCCUGCAGGGAGAGCAGGGCAGGCUCAUCCAGCUGCUCUCAGAGAGCCAGACCAACAUGGCUCGGCUGGUGAGCUCCGUCAGCGACGUCCUCGACACGCUGCAGAAGGAGCGUGGCAGCGCCCGGCCCCGGCUCAAGGCUGACCUGCAGCGAGCUCCAGCCAGGGGAGCGCGGCCCCGGGGCUGCUCCAACGGCUCCCGGCCCCGAGACUGCUUUGACAUCUACGCGAGCGGACAGCAAGAGGAUGGGAUUUACUCCAUCUUCCCCACGCACUAUCCCUCCGGCUUCCAGGUCUACUGCGACAUGACGACGGACGGGGGCGGCUGGACGGUGUUUCAGCGGCGGGAGGAUGGCUCCGUCAACUUUUUCCGUGGCUGGGAAGCCUACCGGGAUGGCUUCGGGAAGCUGACAGGAGAGCACUGGUUAGGGCUGAAGCGGAUCCACGUGCUGACAGUGCAGGGCAGCUACGAGCUCCGCAUCGACCUGGAGGACUUCGACAACGGCACCGCCUUUGCCCACUACGGCAGCUUCGGCGUGGGGCUCUUCUCCGUCGACCCCGAGGAGGACGGGUACCCCGUCUCCAUCGCUGACUACUCGGGGACAGCAGGUGACUCCUUCCUGAAGCACAACGGGAUGAAGUUCACUACCAAGGACCUGGACAACGACCACUCGGAGAACAACUGCGCAGCUUUUUACCACGGCGCCUGGUGGUACCGCAACUGCCACACCUCCAACCUCAACGGGCAGUACCUCAAGGGCCACCACAGCUCCUACGCCGACGGCAUCGAGUGGUCCUCCUGGACCGGCUGGCAGUACUCCCUCAAGUUCACCGAGAUGAAGAUCCGGCCUGUCCGGGAGGAGAAUUAGCUGGAUGGCAUGAACCCCCACACCCCGUGCCCAGCCCCCUGCCCUUCCCCACCACCCCCCAGCUGCCAUCCUCCCCAUCCUCCCUGAGGGCCGGCCCAUCUUUGAGGGGCCCCUGGGGAGCACCUGCCCCUAUCAAGGGUGGGUUUAUCUCCCAGACACCCACGGACAUCAGUGGACCUUUUCUUCCUACUGCCAUGGCUCCCCUGCAGCCAAAACGGGUCUCCUGGCCAGAGCGUGACCCACAGCUGGUGCUUAUGGCUGCGGCAGAGAGAGCAGCGGGAUGCAGGGAUUUGGGGAGCAGUGCCCAGCGGGGUCUGGCAAGGAGAGGAAGGGAAUAGAGGGAGGGAGGGAUGCAGCAGCCCAGGCAGGCUUGGCACCUUCGCUCAUCCCCGCUUUGGGCACAGACACCCAACAGUGGCCUGGCCGAGCUGGUGAGGGAUGGGGGGGACACUCGCCGUGGGGAGCCCCUGAGCCCUGCAGAGUCCCUGGGACAGGGAUGGGGCUGCUGUUCUGCUGUUCCAGCUCACCCCAUGGUGCCCCUGGGGAUGGGGAGGGCUUGGCUGAGUUGCAGCCUCUACAGACACCUGACUGUACCGAUUCCUUCUCCGGUCUGCAAAACGCUCACCUCUCCCCCUGCAAGGGCAAUGCAGCUGGAAGGGACAGCUAUAAACUACUUUGUCCCCACUGUCCCAGUUCCUGGAGCUUCCUGGCAGGUUGGGACACCCCAAAGCAAGCCAACGUGGUGCUGCAAAGAACUGAGCAGGGCAUGGAGCUGUUUUGGCAGCACUGGGGAAACAGGGAGCACAGCAAGGAGGAGGAGGAGAGGAAAGCUCUCUUCCCAGCACGGCUCUGCCCGCGUUUCACAGCUCCUCUCUCCCAAACAGAUCCACUUGGAUUUAUGUCAGACUUCUGCCAUCCAAAAGCUGUGACCUUUCCUGAAACCCUUGGCUUUGGCCAGCACAUCCACGUGUCCCAGAGCGAGUCCCCUCCGCACGCUCCCAGCCUGGGGACCCGCAUUCAUUUCUACCCAAGGAUGAGCCGUGCUCUGGCUCGGCACCUGCAGAUAUUCAAAGCCUUUCAUUUCUUCAAAUCCCAUUAAGGUUUUGCAAAAAGCAGACCUGAGUGGGGCUUAGCAUCUGCAGGGCCCUGAUAACUGGGCAGCAGGCGAUGCCUUGUGCCAGCUGACCCAAGGAGGAGUUGCCAUGAGGUGUGGGGCUGACCUCUCCCUCUGGCUCCCUUGAAGGACUCAACCUGGGGAUUUUGUAAAAAAGCAAAAACAAAACAAAAAACCCAAGCCUGAGUGGGCUGUGUAGGAACAGGGAGGGGGACAGAUGGAAUCCUGCUACCCUUUACAUGAUUUUCUGCCUGUGGUACGGCAGCAAUGGGGAGCAGAGCCCCUGUGCCAGGCCCUGGCCCCAAGAAACACUGUUGGACGGACAGACUGCCUGAGAAGGGGAGGAAAGCUCCCGCCGUUCCUGUUUCUGGGAGGCUUAAGGCACAGAGAGAUCAAAGGCUCAUCUUCCUGGCUGUGGCAGAUUUGUACUUCCCUGCGUGCUUCUUUUUUUAAGCCUUCCCCACCUCGGACCUUGUGCUGGUUGCACCCUUUUGCCUGCUGGGCAAGUCCUUGUUUGUCUGUCCUGCUGGGGAAGCGGGGACAAACAAUGUACUGGGGAUCACUGCAGCUUUCCCCUCCGCCAGAACAUUCCUCGGAGCCCUCGGGUGAGGAUGAGCUCUGAGCACAAGCUCUGUCUGGCUCUGUCCCUGCCCGGAGCAGCCGGCCGGGCUGGGUUUCCCAAGCAAUGGGAUUUGGGGGAGCUCAGUGGUGGCAUUUCCCAGCCAACACAGGAGCAGGAGCCCCUGGCAGCUCCCGAGGGGCUUCCUGCGCCUCGCCGGACCUCUCUGGAAAGGGUCCCAUGCAGGCGGGGAGCACAACGCCUGUCUUUUACUUUUUGUUCAUUUAUUUCAGUGGAUUAGCUGUAGCUGGGGUUUCUAGCACUCGCCUUCAGGACAAGAAGGCACACGGAGCCACGUGCCCCGGGCAGGAAGGCUCGACCCCUCCCGGGAUCCCUCCACUGGUGUUUUUCCGUGCUGGGGGGAGGACGCUUGUUGGUAGCACACCCUUGUGUAACUGCCUGUGUCACCCAGGACUCCCUAAUGACUCUGUUUUGACUUGCGCGAGAAGUAUUUAAUCCACACCAAGAUGCAGGAUUUCCCAGGAUUAUUCCUGAGAGCGGAUGUGUCGCUCUGCGGCCCCAGAUCAGACUAAACCCGUCUGCAGUGACACCUCUCCGGGGAGGGGUGGGCAGGGGCAUCUGGGGGGCCCGGGACCUGGCCACGUACCUUCCCGGUGGAGCCCUGGGCUGGGUCGUGCUGUGUAGCAGUGCCGUGAAGUCUAGGUCGUGUGUGAGUGGUGUCCCACGCUGUACAUGUGGACUUUCUAAACUCCUUAAUAAAAGGAACUCAUCGUUA